Molecule: messenger RNA, 7047 nt
Organism: Spirodela intermedia
Lineage: Eukaryota; Viridiplantae; Streptophyta; Magnoliopsida; Alismatales; Araceae
Source: the annotation of a GenBank genome assembly
AUGCAGGCAGAUCAGACGGUCCUGAGCUUGAGGCCUCGUGGUGGCGGCGGCAACCGAGGCAGACUCCUUGCUCCCCGCUUCGAUUCCGCCCUCGGCUCCUCGUCGCUGGUCUCUUCGGCUUCGUCCGAUUCUCGGCCUCAUGGCGGCGUUUCGUUCAAGGUGAGCUGGGGUUCUGGGGGUGUGCUGAUCUAGGCCUCAUUUGGAUCCUUGCUUUUGUUGUUCUCUGUUUUCCCUGUCCGUAUAUUUUAUUGCUCUAAUCCUUUUUGAUGGAUCGGAAAGUCCUUUCCGGAUCGUGUAGGUAAAUUAUGUGGUUGGAUGGACGGGUUAUUUUGUUAUUCACUCUGGACGUGGGAUUUUAUCGCCCGUUUUAUUGUUUUCAGGUUCUAUCCUUUAUAGUUCGGAAGAAAUGUGUCUUUCCCUCGCCGUGUGUUUUCUCAACUUUUCACAUCGUAGAUAAAUAUUCUUAUCUCGUUUGCUGUUUGUAGGUUGACGAAAUAUUGGCUCGAGACGGAAGUUCCGAGCUGUAUUUCAGUUGAGCUUUGUUUUACAUUUUUCGGCCACACAUUUGUUGUGUUGGUCACAUAUUCGAGUGGAAAGAAAAUAACCUCUUCAAAGUUUAGUUCUUUAUGUAUUUUCUUAUUCAUACUUGGUGUUGGAUGGACAAUUUCCCUCUCUACAAACUUAACUUUUCAUGUCUAUUUUGUGAUAAUGGGAAGUUUAGGGAUGCCUGCAGUUUUAUGUUCCAACUCUGGGAGUUAUUUUGGAGUAACUGGACGUUAUUUUCUUCUCUUUACAUUUGUAAAUUUAGUUUAUGAUAGAAGUCAAAUCUUAGGCGACUACGUUUUCCAUCUCAAACAAGAAUCUUCUAUAUGUAGUGCUAUUAUAUUUGGCUGCUAAUGUUUCAUUUAGCUUACAUUUCAAUUUAGAAUUUCCAAUGAAUACUUCCUGUAAUGCACGAAUUAUCACCUGCUGUUCCUACAAUACCCUUAGCAAUACAUUUGGUGCUUUUGUGUUAAUUUUCAUGACUUAAUAUGGCCGAACGCAGACUGUUUACAGUGGAAAGUAAUCAUUAUACAAUUAAUAUUGACUUCUGUGUUUUUUGACAUAUUACCUGUUUUCAGACGGGAGAUUUGCGGUUUGAAGGGCAUGAGCGCGUUCGUUAUACCCGUGACCAGCUUUUACAACUCCGUGAGGUACUUGAUUUGUUUUUUUUAUUGUAAUACAUUAAGUUGCCUGAUUCUCGGUGAGUUAUAUUUGUAUUUUUUUCUCUUUUAUACUAUCGAGGUGACUUGACAAGUUAUUCAAUACUCUCGGUCAUGUGUAUACCACCAGAAAAGUUAAAAUAGAUGCCAUUCAGUUAGUUUAGCACGUAAAAAACUACCAUAUCAGUUUGUGGGGUACUCUAUUGACCUAUUCUGCGCAUGCAGCAUUACUUUAGUUUUUGGAUUUUUACGGAUUGCUUUCUGGCACAGAUCUUCUUAUUCUAUGCAUACCUUCUUUCUCAUUGUGCUCCCACUCUCCAGGCUGUUGAUGUCCCUGAAGAUAUCAUGAAAGUAAAAGCAGAAGUUGAUGUUGAAUUUUUUGGUGAAGAGCAGACAUGGGGCCGUAGUGAUGUGCAAGUGAGUUCCAUUGUCAUUUUUCUGUAACCUGCAUAUCGUUCCUAGAUGAUAAUGAAGUUGUUGCAGGCUUAUGUUUUUAUCUUUUUUGUUAUUCGUCGAUUGAUGUUUCACUCAUAUUUCCUUUUUUAUAAAUUUCGUUAUUAAUUUUUUUUAUCUUGAUAUACUCAUCUAUUGGAACGAUUAUGUUUGUCAAUUUCAUCACUUUUUUUUUUACACUUGAUUAUUCUCUCCUGUGCUAAAGCUUCGCACGUUGGUUUUUGUUGUUCCAUACGAGUGAUCAUGUGAAACGAGUUUCUUAUGUUAAAAUAUGAUUAUGGAAGUGUUAUCUCGUUACUUUAUUGUUCAUGUACAAGUUGUGCAAUGUAUUGCUAACAUUCUCUCUCUCUCUCUCUCUCUCUCUCUCUCUCUCUCUCUCUCUCUCUCUCUCUCUCUCUCAGGUGCAAGUACAACCUCAAGUUCGCUACACUGAGCCUGACAACCGUGAUUGGCGGGGCCGAUCUGGGCAAUUGGCAUCCACAGGAGACGAGAAAUCAUGGGAAACAAUCCGCGAUACCAAAGAAUCCAGUUGGAGGCAGCAAGAACCCAGUCAAAUUAGUAGCCAGGACCAAUUUUCUUUUAAAGCACAGGUCCGCGUGCAGGAAAUUUUUGUAUUAACAUCUUACCCACAGUGUUUUCUCGUAUUAUUAUUUUCACGUCAACUUGCACGUAUACUCAUUUCGACUCAUUUUUUCUCGUGUGCUUACCAUUUGCAUGUGUUAGAAGUGGGUAGGGGUACGAAGAAUGUAAUAUCUGUAUUAAUAACACUCCCCUGUUUCUCCAUGAUAGUUGAGUUUUAAAAGUGAUUUUUUGUAAUUAUUUAUUUAAAUACUUCCAUUGUGGUAAAAGGCAAUCGUAGUUAAGUCUUUCUAUGAUUGCAUCCUUAAUUUUAACAUUUUCCAAUUGUUCUCUACGACUGUCUGGCACCUUGAACUAGAAAAAGGCAUAAUUUCUUAAGGUCUUUAUUGUCUUGAUUAGGGAGUUCUUCUGACUGUAAACCAUCUGUAGUUCAGGUUGAUGCUACAUUAUACGGAGCGGAUAAUAUUAGCAGAAGUUUUUUGCGGGGAUUAAUUGAUUAAUUUUAAUUUGAUUUGAUAUUAGAUUUUUUCUGUGAUGAUUUUUCAAUACUUUUCGGUUAAGUUGUCAAAAAUGUUUUUCAUUUUGGUCUUUUAUUGAGAAAGCUAGCGAAGUUAAAACUGUUCUGUCAUCUUUGUAAUUGCGUUUGUUGGUAAGAAAAGGUAAUUUCUUUCCGAAAUAGGCAAAUGUUGAAAGAAAGUCGAGAUAAUUUUGUUAUACUAUUCUGAUAGCGUAGCGGUGUAUCACUGAGCUAUACCUGGAGGGUAAUUGUUUACUUGCUGUUGAUAUACUCGAGUUGUGCCUGUUUAGAGGUAAUUUAGGGUUCUGUGUUCUCGAUUGUUCUCCGUUUUGCUUUGGUUGUAGUUUGUCUUGCAAGUGAUAUGCCGAAGGAAGUUGAUGUUACUCGAUUGUUUACUUGCAAGUGAUAUGUUCUCGAAGUUGUAGUUUGCCUUGCAAGUAAUUUAGGGUUUUGUCUUGCUAGAGCUAGACGGUUGUUCAAUUUUGAACCGUUAUUUAUUUUCACUUUUGAAUGUUAGGAUGACAAUAUUUUUUGAUUUUGCCUUGGACGCAUAUUCUAUAAAAAAAAUAACUUUCUGUUGAUUAAUGGGGCAAGCACAGGUGGGGAGUGAUAAGGAGUAGUAGAUGAAAAAAAUUAGGAAAUGUUUGAAGAUGCGACUAAAUUUAUGCCCACAGAAAAGCUCAACCUAUGGACCAUCAAUCUGAGUUGGUUAAAGUCAAAUGUGUUUUUAGCAUAUUUGGUCGCAUCAUCCCUACUUGUUUUCGGCUCUAUUUUAGUUUGUCGUAUAUGGCUGAUAGUGAUAAAAAAUUUCACGUCCCAAAUAUCCAGUCAGCAGCACGAUAGCUUAUUGGUGAAUUGCAGUGGAGUAAAAUGCUAUACAUCUAAUGCAUCGUCAUUUGGAAUUAUCAUAGUAAUUUGUGGACAUGCCAGCCUCAUCUUGCCGUGAACAAGUUUACUAUUCAUUAAUGGUUGAUGUGGUGCUUACUGACAAGAAAAUGAAAGAGCUCCUUACGAUAUAGAUACUGGUGAUACUAUUUAAACUGGUUGUAUUGAAUUGAAAGCUAGAUCAGGUAUGCUAUCCUUGGUUGACUUCUUUCUUGAACUGUUCAGAUAUCAAGCCUGGUUGACUCCUUACGAUGUAGAUACUGGUAAUAAUAUCAAGACGGAAUCGUCUUGCAUGCUACUGUUUAUGCGGUAUGGAUCAUGAUAUGAUGGGAAUACUCAACUUAUGGUAGUUUACAUGAGUCUAGAUAAUACUGAAGUUUUGAGAGUCGUAUAAGAAUGUUGGAGGGUAUGUUUUACAUCAAUUUGUAAUGUGCCAUCCAUACAACAUUGCCCCGAUUCUUUUUGUAAGGAGAGACGUUUAGAUGUGGGCAACACUGCACUCUCCUCGCUAUACAAGCAAGUCAGCUUCCCAUGCCAUAAAAGCCCUUGAAGAUGUGGAAUAUCUUUCCCCAUCUACCCUGCUCGUUCUGGUUUAGUAGCAAGCUAGUGGGUUCAAAUGUCCUUCCACAAGAAUUAAAACGCUUAUAUAAGUGAAGUGACAAUCCAUCGCAAUGUUUCUUUACUCUAUGAUAUUUAAGAAGUCCCCCUUCUCAAAGCAUUGUGUUCUGUUGACUGGGGUUUUGUUCCAGUACCGGAGUAAAACGUGUUCAAACUCUUGAUACCAUGCCUUGUAAUGUCUAAAUUGAGGAGAAGAAUAGUAUAUCUGAUAACUGGCCCGCUGUUUUUCAUCCAUUGAGAGCAUGCAGUUCAUCUAUGCUUACUUACACUAGGAGAGAUUUAAAUUUUCUCAUCCAAAAUAAUGCGUGCACUAUUUUAUUAUAUUUUAUUAUAUUUCUCUCUGAAUUUCUGCUUUGGCGUGAGCGCUCGAGUUCAGACAAAUUUCUUCACUGCAUGACGGAUUUUUUUUCUCUUGGUAUUUGCUCUCACCUUCAAUCCUUGCUGGAAUCAGGCCGGGGCAUCUGCUGCCCUCACCAAAGCUGAAGUCCCAUGGUCCGCACGGAGGGCCAAUCUAUCUGAUAAAGAUAGGGUCUUGAAGGCUGUGAAAGGGUAAUAUUCUCCUGCACUGCUCCCACUCAAUAAAAUUCCUGUUUUUUUUUUUUUUAAUGGGUGAUAAGAAUGUCUUCAACAUUCUUCUGUCUCUUCCGCCCCAUGCAUCUUCAUUGCUUGGGAUAAUCUCUUCGACUUGGUGAUGAUUCUGAAUGCUACUCUGCGCAGUAUAUUGAAUAAGCUCACCCCGGAGAAGUUUGACGUGCUCAAGGGCCAGCUCAUCGAGUCGGGGAUCACCACUCCAGAAAUCCUGGAGGUGAUAUGAUUUGCCGGAUCCUCUGCUGGGAGAUGCUGAAACUGUACUAAUUAUGAGUUCUCAUGCAGGAUGUCAUCAAGCUCGUGUUCGAUAAGGCAGUGCUGGAGCCCACCUUCUGCCCCAUGUACGCCCAGCUGUGCUCCGACCUGAACGAGAAUCUUCCGCCCUUUCCGCCGGGGGAGCCCGGCGGCAAAGCCCUCACUUUCAAGCGGAUUCUCCUGAACAACUGCCAGGAGGCCUUCGAAGGCGCCGGCAAUCUCCGGGCAGAGAUCAGAAAGCUGACAGCUCCGGAGCAGGAGUCAGAGCGGAAGGACAAGGAGAGGAUGCUGAAGCUCCGCACCUUGGGGAACAUCCGCCUCAUUGGGGAGCUCCUGAAGCAGAAUAUGGUGCAGGCGAAGAUCGUUCAUCAUAUCGUUCAGGUUCCUCAUCCUCCUCUUCCUCCCCCUCCUCGUUGCCUGGUGCAUGCUCGGCUGAUGUUUGGGAGGCGUCCUCGCGCAGGAGCUGCUGGGGGCGGCGGACAGCAAGGUGUGCCCGGAAGAGGAGAAUGUGGAGGCCAUCUGCCAGUUCUUCAACACCAUCGGGAAGCAGCUGGAUGACAACCCCAAAUCGUGCCGGAUCAACGACAGCUACUUCGCCCGCCUGAAGGAAUUGGCUGCGAACCCCCAGCUGGCGCCGCGGUUGAGGUUCAUGGUCCACGAUGUCCUCGAUCUUCGCUCCAACAAGUGGGUCCCCCGGAGGGAGGAGGUGAGAGCUUCUUCAUUCACCCGCUUCUGCCAUGUUCUUCUCGCCCAGUUUUCUUUUUUUUUCUUCUUUUUUUCUGGGAUCUUGAAACCGAUAAUUCUAUAGAAUCUGGAAGAUCCCGUGAUGGGUAUUAAAAAAAAAAGUGAAAAAAAGCAUGGCUUUUCGCACUGCGUUCAUCAGUUCAUAUGUAUAUAGAUUACGCUGUUCUUUGAUUCGCCGGUGAUCUUUUGCAGGUCAAGGCCAAGACCAUAUCUGAGAUCCACUCCGAGGCGGAGAAGACUCUGGGCCUCCGCCCUGGAUCCAUGGCCACCUUGAAGAACGGGCGCGGCGGGGCCGCCGCCCCCCCCGCCGGCGGCUUCCCCGUCGGCCGGCCCGGCGCCGGCGGCAUGAUGCCCGGCAUGCCUGGCCUGAGAAAGAUGCCCGGCAUGCCCUCCCCCGACGGCGACAACUGGGAGGUCCCUCGCUCCCGUUCCAUGCCCCGCGGUGCCGCCGCCGCCGACGGCCAGCUUCGCCACCACUCCCCCCUCUUCGCCAAGCCCUCCGCCACCAUCAACACCCGCCUCCUCCCUCAGGGCAGCGGCGGCCUCAUCUCCGGUAAGACCAGCGCCUUCCUUCAGGGUUCCACCCCCCCACCGCUCAAACCAGCGGUGGCGCCACCAGCCCCCGCGGCAGCGCCGCCUCCCUCACCGCUCGCUGCCGAGAAGCCCUCACCGGCGCCGGCGAAGCCCAGCGUCGCCGCCAACCUGCAGAAGAAGACCAAGUCCCUCUUGGAAGAGUACUUCAGCGUGGGGCUCCUGGACGAGGCCUUGCAGUGCGUGGAGGAGCUCGCAAGCCCCGAGUUCCAUCCGGAGCUCGUGAAGGAGGCGAUCUACCUCGCUCUAGACAGGACACCGCCCGCCGUGGAAGCGGUGGCGAAGCUCCUCGCCCACCUCGCCGGAAAGAAGGUACUUGCCGCCGGGGACAUCGCCGGCGGGUUCGUGAUCUUCGCGGCGGCGCUGGACGACGUCAGCAUCGACCUCCCGCGGGCGCCCGGCAGCUUCGGGGAGAUCGUCGGCAGGUUGGUGGUCGCCGGCGGCGCCACCUUCAAGGCCCUGGAGGAGGCGCUGAAGAAGAUCGAGGACCCGGAUUUCCGGGCGGCGGUGCUCGGCGCCGCCAAGCGGGCGGCGGCGGAGAGCGCCGGAGGGGAGGCGGUGCUGGCGGCGCAGGCGGGGGAGAUCGCCGCCUGCGAGGCCCUGCUCCUCUCUUGA